This is a messenger RNA of Heterostelium album PN500, 1116 nucleotides long. RefSeq names its product bystin (gene bysl). NCBI's taxonomy places the organism in Eukaryota, Evosea, Eumycetozoa, Acytosteliales, Acytosteliaceae. The coding region runs from base 1 to 1116 and encodes 371 amino acids. Gene Ontology annotation, molecular function: snoRNA binding. Gene Ontology annotation, biological process: rRNA processing. Gene Ontology annotation, cellular component: cytoplasm; nucleolus; preribosome, small subunit precursor. The transcript has 2 exons. The record is from RefSeq and is a predicted model, not a curated record.
AUGGGAAAAAUAGAGAGAACAAAAAAGAUUGCACCACGUCAUGACCCUUUGGGUAAACAGAUUGUCGAUUCAGAGAAUGCUCAUCGUGUUCAAAAAGUUAGAUCAGGAAAGGGUUUGAUAAAGAAGAAGCGUGCCAACGAAGAAGGUUAUGAAGAUGAAGUGGAGAAAGUAAUCCCACAGAAUCUAUCAAAGAAGAUUCUCUCACAGAUUAGAGAUCAAGCACAGGAGAUCGAAGAGGAGGAUCGUGAUCAAUACUCUGGUGCCGGUUUGACUACCGGUGAACAGGAAAGACAAUCGGUAAAAUUAUUGGACUUCGCAGAUGACGAAGAAGAUGACUUGGGACUGAAAGCUGGCGACGACGAGGAGGAUGAAGACGAAUUGGAUGGAUUCGGUGACGACGCACAGGAAUACGCGGAUUUCGACGACGAUAUAGUGGAGGAGAUCGAUGCCGACGACGAGCGUAUCCUCUCGAUGUUUAUGACUGGACAGGGCAGUGUUGGAAGUAUGGCCGGUGUGCGUUACACACUCGGUGACUUGAUCGAGAGUAAGCUGCGUGAGCAACAGGAGCGCACUCAGGAUCCAGCCAACAAGAUCAAUCCAAAGGUUGUCGAUUCGCUGUACCGUCCAAACGCAUUCUACAAAGCGAUAUUCUUGCCACUGGCAGAGGGCGGUGACUGCACUCUGCUCGAAGCGAAAAUCAUUGCUUCGGUCGUCGCCAAAGUCUCGAUUCCGGUGAACCACUCCGCUGCGGCACUCAUCAAGCUCGCCAGUCUCGACCACUACAACGGAGCCACCUCUAUCUUUAUUCGUACUUUGAUCGACAAGAAAUACUCACUGCCGUAUCGUGUCAUCAGCGAUUUGGUUCGUCAUUUCGUAAACUUCACUGAGGAACGCAGACAACUGCCCGUUCUGUGGCACGCCGCACUCCUCACCUUUGCCCAGCGUUACAAGAACGACAUUUCACACGAUCAAAAAGAGGCGAUCCGUAUCCUCCUACGUCAACAAACACAUCACAUCAUCACCCACGAAAUCAGAAGAGAACUAUUCCCAACCACAACAACCACUUCCAAUCAACCAAUUAGACAUCAAUCAGACUCGAAAAUGUCUGAUAUUUAA